GCUGUGUGUAUGUGUUUUUUGCUGUUGCCCACGCUAUCAAGGGAGUUGUGGCGACAUAACAAAACAGGCACAAAGUGUCACUUGUUACAAAGGAGUCUCGGAGCAGAGCGUUUGUGUGUGUGUGUGUGUGAGUGGUUUGAAGCGUGAAAGAUUCAAAGUAGCGCUAGAGUUGGGUUUGGUUUUGGGGCAUGUUUAGAUCGUUCUCAUGCACAACCAUUUCACAACUAGCGUAAACAACACACAAAAAACACACCAAUUGACACUCCUGAACUGUUGUCGCAGUGUGUAGCGAUCGAUCGGCAAUGUUUCGGGACGGGUUCGCUAAGCAGCUUUUGUCAGUUUUGGAUUGCAGCGUCGCAGCACUCGAUCGUGUCGCUCUUGAGAUCGUCCCAUCGCAGCAGGCUGCGUCACAUCGGACAAUGGUAAUGCUUUGUUUUGCUUCUACGCUCGUUUGACGUUUCCAUCUGUCAAUGCGGAGCCGCGGGUCUGUGUGUGUGUGUGUGUUAGUGGAUUGGCGCUUGUUGUGGUCGGUGGUGCUUAGUAGCUUCGACCACUCAACGGAUCAAAUGUCAGCGAGUGGUGUGGCGAGCCACUGAACGAAAUGUGAGCCACUGUGUUACGGAACCGGGCAAGCAGUGCAGCAGUUGUCUUGGUUGUGUCGUAGUGGUUAAAGAGCGCCGCUGGGCAUCUUCCAGCAUCACGGGGGCCGGUUGGUUUGUUGAUAUUGCUGUAGAACGUGGCCAACAAACGCGGGUGACGAGCCGUCGGAUGGGCUUUUUGCUACCGAACGUAAUCGAAAAUUGAAAGCGACAACAUCAUUAGCCUUCUGGGCGCGUUCGCGUUCGCCCUCUGUCCAUUCUCGCACCUUGCCAUUGUGUCAACCCGAGGGGCCCGAGGGCGGGGGUGGUGAUGGUGUAAAACGACACGGCUCAAACCUGCCCAGGUGCCGAGUGGGUGGAAUUGUAAAGAGAGUGUCCCGCUUCUUCUCGCUUGCGGCAGUUUUCCAUCGUGGAUGCAAUUUACACCUCCAAGACGUGUACUGCCUUUAAGUGAGGCUUUGAAAGAUGAUGGUAAGGUGGUGUUUAAAGUUUGCCGCACAGACAAACAGGUGGCGUACCGGCUGGUGCUGCCGAUGAUGGUCGGGAUGUGUAUUUAAAAUGCGGUGCACACGUGUAUAGGCGAAUGGAGAGGGAGUUUUGAAAGCGGGUGAGAAAAGGCAAACAGAGCGAAGACAAGAUCAGCCCGGACACGUGUCCAAAUCUGCGCGUUUGGAAGAACUUGCUUUCCCGACUACUGUGUGUGUGUGUGUGUUGGUCCGUUGGCAAAGGAAAGCGGUGCUGCUCCGUGGCAGCGGUGUUGGUGGUGUUUGUGAGCGAACGGGAAAAUUUAUUUAUGUUUGACCAGCUACGGCGGUGGUGGAGGCGAAUCGUCGUUAGCAGCAGCAGUGGCGGCGGCGGCGGCGGCGGCGGCGGCGGCGGCUACGGUAUGGCCAUGGCCGCGAGGAAGCUGAAACCGUGCUUCAGCCAGAUAUCGAUAGCGAUUGACAACGACAAAUGGGCAGCAUCGUCCACGGAACCGGACUGGCACGAGGAAAUGCUCAAGUACCGUCAAACACGGUACAGCUCCAGACGUAUUCGGAAGCGAGUAAUCUUCAAGCAGGGUGACUGCAAUGUAAUUCAAGGAAAUGUAGCAAAAAGACGUCGUCGUUAUUUACAGGACAUUUUUACCACUCUGGUCGAUAUUCAGUGGAGAUGGACGCUGUUUGUAUUUGCCUGCUCGUUCAUACUGAGCUGGUUAGGGUUCGCAGCUAUUUGGUACCUGAUCGCCCUGAGCCAUGGAGACAUUCAAGCGGUGGGCGAUGAAAGUCACAAACCGUGUGUAACUUACAUUUAUGGCUUCACGUCUGCCUUCCUGUUUUCGCUCGAGACACAGCAUACGAUAGGCUACGGUAAUCGGUACAUCACCGAGGAGUGUCCGGAAGGCAUCUUUAUUCUUGCCCUCCAAAGCAUUACCGGCGUCUUCAUCCAAGCAUUUAUGGUCGGCAUCGUGUUUGCGAAGUUGUCCCGGCCGAAAAAGCGUGCCCAAACGCUGCUAUUUUCCAAGAACGCUGUCAUCUGCCAUCGGGACGGUAUGCCAUGCCUGCUGUUUCGUGUUGGCGACAUGCGAAAGAGCCACAUUAUUGAAGCGCACGUGACGGCUCAAAUCAUUCGCCGGAAGGUCACAAAAGAGGGAGAAGUUCUUCCAUUUUACCAGCAAAACAUGGAGGUCAGCUGUGAUGGGGGCGACGAUCGGCUAAUGUUUAUUUGGCCGACGAUCGUGGUGCACAAGAUCGAUCGGGAUAGCCCGUUGUACGGUUUGUCCGCUCAGGAUAUGCUGAAGGAACGUUUCGAGAUCGUUGUCAUGUUGGAGGGUGUGGUGGAAUCGACCGGUAUGACCACGCAAGCACGCAGCAGCUAUCUACCGUCCGAGAUUCUAUGGGGACAUCGUUUCGAGUCGGUGGUAACGUUCAAACGGGAAACGGGAGAAUAUGAGGUUGAUUACACGACGUUCAACAACACGUACGAAGUGGAUACUCCUCUGUGCAGUGCUCGUCAGCUGCGAGAGGUGAAAAAGGAAUUAAACAAACAGAAUGGAGUAACAGCAGAAGCGUCUUCCGAUACCGAUGAAUCCGACACAUCGUCGGUGGAAGUGUCGUCCCGCAAGAACUCGCUCAGCAACGGCUACCUACGCUUCACGCCAGUGUACGCGAACACCAACGAGCAAACGAACGGUGCGGCCGGUGACACAAUGGCACUCCCGCCCGCCAUUAUCACACCUGGUGGUGGCGCCCCGACCGUAUCACCCGGAAGCGAGCGCAAGAAGAACUUUCGCAAGCUGUCUAUCAAGGAACCGUCGAUGGAUUCCCUCUGCUAGUACCAAAGUCGUCGCGUCAGAGCGGGGUGUGCGCGAGUGCCACGGUGCCGCAUCCUCCCGUUCAGUUCCGUCUGCCCGUCCGUCGUCCAGUGCCAGUGGUUGCAGAAACAAAAUCCAAUCGUGACACGAAUGAAAGAUCAACCGGCUAGUGGCGGUGUUAGUGUAGUGUAGCGCCGCAUCUACUACUAAGGGCCACGCCACACUUCCAGGGCCAGGAAUCUCAAACUACACGGUGAUCGCGGUACUGCUAGGACUGGGCCACACUUCUUGCCAGGCCAGACGACACCGAGGAACGGAACCGGAGCGAUCGUAUCGCGUGUGCAUUAGUUUCUGUUCCAUUUAUCUUGCCACUCUGUGCAAACGAUCGGACGGCACCGCGAGAGCCGGGUGCUGUUAUCGGGCAGAGUUUGAUUUUAUCUUUUACCAACUUCCAGUUUUAUUUUUGUGUUUUUAAGUAAGUCUAUGUUAGCAAACAAGUGAAUAAUGUGCGUAUGAUGCGCUGUGCUGAAGAAGGAAUAGUGGAAAUGUGUGGGCGAUGAAAGAUAGAUAGCUAGUAAAUAAAUAAUAGGCCGAAAGCAAGACCAUUAUCCUUAGUCGCGCUGUGGGCCACGAUCGAACCCCGAUCAAGCCAAUAAUUUGAGACCGAUUGCGUGAAGGGUGCUUUAGCCAAUAUCUAAUAAAGAGAAACAAAAAAAAAAAAA
This is a messenger RNA of Anopheles merus, 3614 nucleotides long. RefSeq names its product G protein-activated inward rectifier potassium channel 3-like. Gene Ontology annotation, biological process: regulation of monoatomic ion transmembrane transport; potassium ion import across plasma membrane. Gene Ontology annotation, cellular component: plasma membrane. The transcript has 10 exons. Bases 1393 to 2913 code for a protein of 506 amino acids. The record is from RefSeq and is a predicted model, not a curated record. Lineage: Eukaryota; Metazoa; Arthropoda; Insecta; Diptera; Culicidae. Gene Ontology annotation, molecular function: inward rectifier potassium channel activity.